AUGAAAUUAGUUACUAUAGAUUGCAAAGACCUCCAUGAAAAUGGUCACACUAAUUCCGGUGUGUACGAGAUUUAUCCCUAUGGUACCAGCUCCCGUCCUGUCAAAGUUUACUGUGAUAUGGAGACAAUGGACGGAGGUUGGACGGUUAUCCAGCAACGAGUGGACGGAUCCCUGAGCUUUGAUAAGGCAUGGUCAGAAUAUAAGAAUGGAUUUGGUGCCCCGGGACAGAAUAUCUGGAUCGGAAAUGACGCAAUCCAUCAGUUAACAAAGGGGAAUGACUCAUCCCUCUAUGUUUCCAUCACACUAGCGAAUGGUAGCAGACUAUAUGCGUUGUACGAUCAAUUUUCUGUUUCCAAUGAAGCAGACAAGUAUCAGCUCUUUCUGGCAGGGUACCUGGACGGAACCUUGGGUGACAGUAUGUUAGACAAUGAGAAUUCUGGUGAUAAUUUGUCUGGGAUGUACUUCAGUACUGCAGACAGAGACAACGACAUGUUGGUCAUAGGAAGCUGUGCUGCUGUCCACAAAGGAGGCUGGUGGUUUAAUCAAUGUUACAACGCCUUCCUUAAUGGUGCCUGGUCCCCAGGAUACUGGUACGAGCCUUGGACUCCUACGAUAAGGAUUGGGACUUCAGUGAGGAAGACAAUGAUGAUAAUCAAACGUCACUAG
This is a messenger RNA of Saccostrea echinata, 666 nucleotides long. RefSeq names its product fibroleukin-like. Bases 1 to 666 code for a protein of 221 amino acids. The record is from RefSeq and is a predicted model, not a curated record. The transcript is spliced from 5 exons. Lineage: Eukaryota; Metazoa; Mollusca; Bivalvia; Ostreida; Ostreidae.